ACAGCGCAGUCAUUUUAACGAAAAUUCGAAUAUAAAAAAAUCUCUUUAUCUCACUAAAGGCGUAUCUUAGCUCAACAUCAAUCAUUUCAUCUACCUUGCGCAUUUCACGAUCGCCGGUGGUAAUUUUUCCGACGGUUAGCUACAAUGGGAGUUGAUUACUAUAACUUACUGAAAGUAUCUAGGAAUGCGAGUGAAGAAGAUUUAAAGAGAUCGUACAAGCGAUUAGCGAUGAAAUGGCAUCCAGAUAAGAAUAGUCAGAACAAUAAGGAAGCAGAAGCGAAAUUCAAGCAGAUUUCUGAGGCGUAUGAUGUGCUUAGUGAUCCUCAGAAGCGUCAGAUCUAUGAUUUGUACGGUGACGAUGCGUUGAAGUCUGGUCAAUUUGCUUCGGCAUCGCCGACUAGUGCUGGUAGUGGUACUGGUAAUGGUAGAGGGUUUAGAUUCAAUACGCGUGAUGCGGAGGAUAUUUUUGCUGAGUUUUUUGGUGGAUCGGAGGGGCUUAGUAGUGGUUCUGGUGCCGGAGUUGGUCGGAAAGCAGCGCCGGUGGAGAAUAAACUUCCGUGUAGCUUGGAAGAGCUUUACAAAGGAUCUAGAAGGAAAAUGAAGAUCUCAAGGAUUCUUCUGGAUGAUUCUGGUAAGCCAACAACUGUUGAAGAGGUCUUAGCAAUACACAUCAAACCAGGUUGGAAGAAAGGCACAAAAAUAACUUUUCCAGAGAAAGGGGACUAUGAAUAUGGAGCUGCCCCGGGUGAUCUUAUUUUUGUGAUAGAUGAAAAGCCACAUGCUGUCUUCAAGAGGGAUGGAAAUGAUCUAGUCACGAAUCAGAAAAUAUCGUUACUGGAUGCUCUCACUGGAAAAACUAUCAGCUUGACUACUUUGGACGGAAGGGAACUCACAAUACCAAUCAAAGAGAUCGUCAAACCAGGACAGGAGCUGAUAAUCCAAAAUGAGGGAAUGCCAAUAUCAAAGGAACGUGGCAAAAAAGGGAAUUUGAAGAUCAAGUUUGACAUUAAAUUUCCAUCAAGGCUAAAUGCAGAUCAGAAAUCUGAUCUCAGAAGGGUGCUAUGCAGGAGUAUUGACUAGUCCUAUUUUUAACUUAAGGUGUCACUAACACUAUCUUGGAGUUGCUGCGGAAUGUAAAUAUUUAACAAGCUUUCUGUAGAAAUGAAAUUGUGCAUAUUAGGAUAUAAUCUUAAGGAUGCCUUCCAACAUUUACAAAUAGUAAGCACCAAAAGAGGAGCUAAUGUAGCUACUUCUUUAGCUGCUUGCAUUUUCUUUUGUUGGAUGUAAAAGGAGUAAGUAGUUUGAUAGCUCUGUUGUUUGAUUUGGAGGUGGAUACUAUAUAUUAAGUAUUGUAGUUGCGAGUAGUGGCUCUAUGUUCUAAUUGUGUAUUCCAUCUAUGGCAGACCUUUGAUGAAUAUAUUGCUUGGUGCUUUUUGGCAUAGGUA
Molecule: messenger RNA, 1445 nt
Organism: Solanum pennellii
Lineage: Eukaryota; Viridiplantae; Streptophyta; Magnoliopsida; Solanales; Solanaceae
Product: dnaJ homolog subfamily B member 1-like
Exons: 2
Coding region: 145-1080 (311 amino acids)
Cellular component (GO): cytosol
Molecular function (GO): protein-folding chaperone binding
Source: RefSeq, a predicted model, not a curated record